AUUUGUACUAUCUGCCUAGGUAACGCAUCACAAUGUCUGACUCGGAUGAUGAUUGGUUCAAAAAGGACGAAAACGAGCUUCUGCAAAAUCUGGAGCAACAGGUGAAACAACAAGUGGCUAGUGAGACGAAGGAGGAGCACAUUGAAUUCUACAUCCGGGCAGAUCAUAAUCGCGUGGAAUGUAGUCUAGAAUCCAGCGAUGCCAGCAAUGCGUCGGGUCGGUUUAACAUUUGCGAGUUUGCAAAUGCCCUGAAAAUGACGCCUCUGGAGAUGUUUCUGUAUUUUAUGACUGAAAAUCGUGAUCUCUUUAAGGAUCAGUUGCCCGCCAAAUAUUCGCAGAGGCGGGUUUCGUUGUAUGUGCAGAUCCUAACCGUGCUGGGCCAAUUGGAAUUGGGCGGUUUCAAUGAGGAGCUGCUCGCUGCGUUUGCCAAGCAAACUGUGCUGCUGUGCCACGUGAAGAACUUUGCCGACCGACUCUUUGAGCCGCCGUCUAAGGGUAACCUGGAUGAAAUCUCCGAACUGCUGUUGCGCAACAUAAAGUGGUUACUAAUACGCGCACACAAGCUCGGCGUUCUGGAGGAGACCGGCUACGAACUUAUCGAGCAUUUCAAAAUGCUGCUCGCCCGCAGCCAGUUGCCUGAGUUAUUGAAGCAACCGGUGUGCAUUGAAUUUGCCCAGGAACUUGCGGUGCUGCCAACCGUUCAACUACAUGUGAAACACGAGAUCUAUCCCAAGCUAGACGAUUUACGGGGAUCCGAGACGAAUGCUGUGAUGUCUUUGCCUGCCGCAGCCGGCGAUGUAGCGGGCUACAUAAAUUUGCAGCGUCAGCUGCUAUGUGAAGCCUUUUUGCACCCAUUGCGUGAAUUCGUGCAACGUCUGCGUGCCCAAAGCUAUGUCGAUCCACAGAUGGAGCAAAAUCUCUUCUUACCACACGCGGAGCUCAUACUAAAUCCACAAUUUUCCGAAGCGCAGAGGCAUAGCUUGAUAUUCAUGGACUUUAUACCUACGGAACGCAAGGACAAAGUUAAAUGUUAUAAAUUCAGCCCUUUGCAACGUGAACUCCUAAAGAACAUUAAAACAGGCACUUUAUUGUGCUUCACAAGCAGCUAUGAUUUUGACAAUCUGAUAUUGGCCACCGUCGGAUACACUGAAACCGAAAUGCGUAAGCAGGGCUAUUUAAGCGUGGAGAUUGCUAAGCAAUACAAUGUUGGUAAUAUCUAUGGAAAACCACUGAUAAUGUUUGAGGCGCCUGUCUUCUUUGAGCCGUAUCUGCGUGUGCACAAUUAUCUGAGCACAUGCAGCGCUGAUAACUUUCCCAUGCGACGUUACAUUAUCGAAGGCCAGCUUGAAAUCCAUCCGCCCGCCUACAUCAGACCCGAUGCUCAACUAACUUACAAUGGCGUAAAGUUUAUGGCUGCAGACCCUCCCAAAAAGACGCAACUUAAUGAUAUGCAGCGAACGGCUUUGGGUGCUGCACUCUCUAAUGAAUUCUGUCUGAUUCAAGGCCCGCCCGGCACAGGCAAGACUCAUUUAUCCAUUGAACUUGUCAACACACUGCUGCAGAACGCCGACCACUUAAAAUUGGGACCCAUUAUUGUGCUGACCUACUCGAAUGAGUCGCUGGACAAGUUCCUGCUGAAGGCGGCCAAGCACACGGAUAGCAUUCUGCGGUUUGGCUACCAGACACGCCAGCCCGAAAUCGAGCGAUUUAAUGUGCGCACAAAGAUUGAUGAAGAGCUGGUGCCACAUCGUCUGAAGAGAUUAUGGUGGUUGGUGAAGUGCGAGUACAAGGAACAGUUUGAGCGAUUGCAGACUCUGCAUUCCAGCUUCGAUGGCAGUGAGGAGUCCUAUGUGGCCAUACUAUCGGGCCAGGAGCAAUUGAAUCUGAUUGCAGAAAAAAUAAACACUCUGCGCAACAUAUUUCAAUACUAUGUGGCAAGGGACAAAUCAUUGCUGGGCAUGACCACAUCGUGUGCGGCACGAUUGAAUUUUUUGUUUCGCUUGCUGCAGAGCAAAUGUUUCAUCUUUGAGGAGGCCGCCGAGACACCUGAGGCGCAUGUGCUGGCCUGCCUAACGCCGUACACGCAACACGUCAUACUCAUUGGUGAUCACAAGCAGCUGCAGCCGCAUACGGGCAGACAUCAUAUGCAGCAGGGAUUGCAAAUUUCGCUCUUUGAGCGUCUGAUUACGAAUCAAUUUCCCGCAACGGUGCUCAAUGUACAAUAUCGCAUGCGCAAGUGUAUUGCCGAGUUGCUGGUGCCGAUCUUCUAUGAUGAACUGAGCAGCGACAACUCUGUGUUGGAAUAUCCCGAUGUGCCCAACAUGACAUCAAAUAUGUACUUUGUCAAUCACAAGCAUCCCGAGGAGCAACUGAGUGACAUGUCUUUCGUGAACAAGCACGAAGCUGUGGAGUUGAUCAAUCUAUUAUUAUACUUGAAGGCGAAGCCAAGCGACAUUGUCAUCCUAUCGCCCUACAAUGCCCAAGUCGAGUAUAUUAAAUCAAUUCUGCCAAGUCGGCGAUUAUACUGUGUGGCAAGUGUGGACAGCUAUCAGGGCUUGGAGGCCGACAUUGUGCUCUUGUCGCUGGUGCGCAGCAAUUCGGCUGGUCAAAUUGGUUUUCUGCGCCAGUUGAAUCGUGUCUGUGUUGCAUUGUCACGUGCUCGUUGCGCACUCUAUAUGAUUGGCAACAUGGAGACGCUGCAACGAGGCAAUCAACAACUUUGGGGUGCCAUCAAUAGCAAACUGCAAGCGGCGAAUGCGAUAGGUACGGCAUUCCCAUGCAUCACUGUGCCGAAGAAAGUGGUCAAAAUGUCUAAAAAGUAACAAUUAUUUGUCAUAAAUAAAAUGUUUUUUUUUUUUUUUUUUUUUUUUGUAUCUUCAAAUGUUUGUUUUUUAAUCUAAACGCACAGGUUUUUGAAUGAGUUUUCUUUCUGUGAUCAAAGUUUGCCGCAAGACGAAUGAAAAUCAUGAAUUUGUUUGUCUUUGUUAUUUUCAGUAAUGUAUACACUGAAAAUUGAUUGAACUUUGUUGUUCUCAAACCGAUAUUUAUCUUAAUGCACAUUACUUUUGUUGGAUUGCUAUUGCUACUUUAAAUAUGGUAUUAUGUAAUUAAAAAUUGUACGUGUGCUGCACAGUA
Messenger RNA from Drosophila grimshawi, 3135 nucleotides. Its product is annotated as NFX1-type zinc finger-containing protein 1. The coding region runs from base 33 to 2822 and encodes 929 amino acids. The transcript has 5 exons. Gene Ontology annotation, molecular function: helicase activity. Gene Ontology annotation, cellular component: nuclear RNA-directed RNA polymerase complex. Gene Ontology annotation, biological process: regulatory ncRNA-mediated heterochromatin formation. The record is from RefSeq and is a predicted model, not a curated record. NCBI's taxonomy places the organism in Eukaryota, Metazoa, Arthropoda, Insecta, Diptera, Drosophilidae.